AUGUCCGACAUAAUUGUAACCGCUAGUUGGCGCUACCAUCGUGCACCUAGCGAAUACAUAAAUAACCCACAGUCUUUUGAAGAAUUAAAAGAAAACAUUUGCGGAACAUUUCCACGAGCACUUGUCUGGUGCUCAAGAUUCAACGACUUUCCUACUCCGACGCAAAUGUCACUGGUGGUGUCACCCUUACUAUGGUUAUCAGCUAUCCUCAAUUAUGUCUUAUCACCAAUAUUCCGGUUUACAAGAUUACAAACAUCAUUGGCUCCGACUCGGCAAAAUAUUUAUCACUUGAUAAAUAAAUACAGACCUACUUUCUUCAUUGUAACUCCGGCCGUAAUAACAUCACUGUUACAUCGGAGUAACGGGGAGACGUGUGACAUGACCUGUUUAGAUCUGAUCAUGGUUGGGGGCAGUGCAGUCCCAAAAGGUCUUGUUGAAGAAGUUCGGGAAAUGGUACCCGGAACAGAGGUCGUAAACGCAUACGGAAUGACAGAAAUGUCAAUGAUUGCAUUCCAUUGCGACGAUCCUCCGACUGGAUCCUGUGGAAAGCGCAUGGGAUGCCUUCAAUAUCGUAUAAUUAAUACUGAAACAAAUGAAGACAUAUUGGAGCCUCAUGUGUCUGGAGAACUGUGGGUUAGAGGACCCGGUGUUUUCAAAGGAUAUUAUAAUGACCCUAAAUCGACUGAACGAUCAUUCGCUGAGGGUGGCUGGUUCAAAACUGGGGACAUAUUCUACAGAGACGAGAACUGGAAUUAUUACCCUGUCGAGAGAAUCAAGUCUAUACUCAAAUACAAAAGUUACCAGAUAGCUCCAGUUGAAAUAGAAGGUGUGAUUCGUCAACUUCCAGGAGUUUUUGAUGUAGCCGUGACAGGGAUUCCGGAUGAGUAUGGUGACGACUUGCCGUGUGCUUGUGUAAUCAAACGGCCUGGCCACAAUAUCACUGCGCAAGAAAUUAAAGAUUUAGUAAAAGAAUCCCUGGCUGAUGUGAAACAUCUAAGUGGUGGCGUGAUCUUCUUAGACGAGUUACCGUUGACGCCUUCUGCAAAAGUAAACAGAAAAAAACUCAAGGAAAUUGUCCUUGAAAUGGAUAGACUAUAAAGUUACAUUCUCAGUGAUAGUUGCCAUCUUGACUCUAUUCCGUCGAAUCAUAUGAAAAAAUGUGC
Molecule: messenger RNA, 1163 nt
Organism: Diatraea saccharalis (sugarcane borer)
Lineage: Eukaryota; Metazoa; Arthropoda; Insecta; Lepidoptera; Crambidae
Source: the annotation of a GenBank genome assembly